This is a messenger RNA of Acanthocheilonema viteae, 1410 nucleotides long. Lineage: Eukaryota; Metazoa; Nematoda; Chromadorea; Rhabditida; Onchocercidae. The record is from the annotation of a GenBank genome assembly.
AUGAUGCGUGUUGCAGGAAAACUGAAACAAGCUAAAAUUCGCAUGAGGUGUUUGGAUCUCUAUCCAUACAAUACUGAAAAAGCUUUGGAACAGGCCUUUAGUUCAUUCCCUGACCUUACGGGUAUGACAAUGCGACCACAUGGUCAAGAAUUUUUCUGGUCUGGAUUGGACAUGUAUUCAUUUCCGAAAUUUACCAAGAUGGACACUCUUAUGUUAGAUGGAUUUAAUAUCAGUGAGCAACCCGAUGUUUUUCUACCCGAAAGUCUUACAACAUUAGAAUGGCUCAAUAGGAGUGGCAAAUUUUUGCGUAUAAUGCCAAAACUAAGGUAUUUGGUGAAUUUGGAAUAUUUGAUGUUAGGACAUGCGGAAUUUUUGGAUACGCAUGAAUUCGAUUCAUUUCUUCAAGUGAUCAGUUCGGAAAAUUUACCCAAAUUACAAUACCUUAUAUUUCGAUAUUGCAAAAUCGAUUCGCAUCGGCAAACUGUUGUAAUUAGAUCGUCGGAUAAUGAGGACGAUGAACGUGAACUGCGAAACGAUACGGCAGAACGUGUGUCCGAACUUGACAUCAAACUUAAUUCACUUCAAAUGAUUAAAUUAGAUUUGUGUUAUACUGAUCUUGGCUUCGUUAUCCGACGAAUCAUCUCAUUGACGGGUUCAACGAUGCGGGUAGUAUCAUUAAAUGUAAUCAGCGAAGAAACUAAUUACGAACGAAUUUACGAUUUAUCAUCGUUAAUAGCUGCAAGAAAAUUAACGCUACAUUUUGGAAUACUACAAAAGGAUACAAGAACUGAACGGAGAGAAGAAGUGUUAAAUUCCAUGAAAUUACCUCCUCCAUCAUUUGGUACUGUUUUGGGACGAUUUGAAGCAUCAUUUCUUACCGAUGAAGCACUUCUACGAAAUUUGUUACUAACACAUCCUUUACCACGUUUAACAGAUGUUAAAUUUAUUCAAAUAUCAGCUAUUACUCCGCCGAUUCUUCUCCAUCUCUCCAUGAUGGCUCCACGUUUACGGAAGUUAUCACUCAUAAACUGUGAAGAGGAUAAGCUAGAUAUUGGCAUUUUAAAUUUUAUUACCAGUUUUUCAAGUAGGAUAUCGAAAUCACUUCAGAUAAUUUGGAAACGAAAAUGUAGUCGGCCAUUAUCAUUUUACAAUAUGCUAAUUAAUGAGCAUUGGGAUUUAAUCAAAGAUUUCGAAAUUCGUGUUAUUCCGAAAAAAUUCACUGCUAACAAAGUGGGUGAGAAGAUUGUAAUAUGGGAAAUAGAAACGAAGAAAACAUUGUAUCUACAAGAUUUCGAUGUUAAUGAUCAGGGUCGAAUAUUGGGUAUUGUGAUGCCACCGGAUUGUGAUAUUGGUUCAUAUGAUUCGGAAUUUCUAGAAAACAAUGAAAGCACUUCCAGCGCUUAUUUAUAA